CGCUGGAUCCAAGAACACAGUUCUACUGGCAUCUCUGACUGUGGCCAGGCCUCCGCACCACUAGCCCUCGGUGUGGCCCACAGCACCAUCGGCUCCACACACAGGGCCUCCCUAGCAAUCCACACAGUCAUGUCGUCACACACCCGCGUGGCGCUGGUGACUGGGGCCAACAAGGGCAUCGGCUUGGCCAUCGUGCGUGACCUGUGCCGGCAGUUCUCCGGGGACGUGGUGCUCACGGCACGGGACGAGGCGCGGGGACGGGCGGCCGUGCAGCAGCUCCAGGCCGAGGGCCUGAGUCCGCGCUUCCACCUGCUGGACAUCGACGACCUGCAGAGCAUCCGCGUCCUGCGUGACUUCCUGCGCAAGGAGUACGGGGGCCUGGACGUGUUGGUCAACAACGCGGGCAUUGCUCUUGCUAAUGGUGACCCCACCCACUUACAUAUUCAAGCACAAGUGACAUUGAGAACAAAUUUCUUUGGUACUCGAGACAUGUGCACAGAACUGCUGCCUCUAAUGAAACCACAAGGCAGAGUGGUCAAUGUGUCUAGCAUAAUGAGCUUAGUAGCUCUUAAGAACUGCAGCCCAGGAAUGCAGCAGAAGUUCAGAAGUGAGACUAUCACAGAGGAGGAGCUGUUGGAACUCAUGAACAAGUUUGUGGAAGACACAAAGAACAGGGUACACAUAAAGGAGGGCUGGCCUGAUAUGAGGGCACUCACAUAUGGAGUGUCAAAGAUUGGUGUCACGGUCCUGUCCAGAAUCCAUGCCAGGAAACUGAGUGAGCAGAGGAGGGGAGACAGGAUCCUCCUGAAUGCCUGCUGCCCUGGGUGGGUGAGAACAGACAUGGGUGGACCGAAAGCCAUUAAAAGCCCAGAAGAAGGAGCAGAGACUCCCGUCUACUUGGCCCUUUUGCCCCCAGAUGCCAAGGAGCCUCACGGGGAGUUUGUUAUGGAGAAGAAAGUUGAACAAUGGGGACCCCCCUCUCAGUUCCCUUCAUGGGUCCCGUUAUGAUACAGUCAUGAUUUGACCACGAGAUUCCACUAUCAGCAAUGUCCUUGUCAAAGAAAAGAAAGAACCUUUAUUUGUAUCAAGUACUCACCUUGAAUUAGCUACUAUUUCUGUGAAGUCUUCUGUGAUUUCUUCUGUGAUAUAUGAGAAGGAAAAGUGGACUUAAUGACAAUAGUGAAUGAACAUCAUAGAUGAAUAAACAGUUAUAAGUAAA
Neofelis nebulosa (Clouded leopard) is the source of this 1219-nucleotide messenger RNA. RefSeq names its product carbonyl reductase [NADPH] 1-like. Gene Ontology annotation, molecular function: carbonyl reductase (NADPH) activity. The coding region runs from base 130 to 1008 and encodes 292 amino acids. The transcript is spliced from 3 exons. The record is from RefSeq and is a predicted model, not a curated record. NCBI's taxonomy places the organism in Eukaryota, Metazoa, Chordata, Mammalia, Carnivora, Felidae.